Molecule: messenger RNA, 891 nt
Organism: Ricinus communis (castor bean)
Lineage: Eukaryota; Viridiplantae; Streptophyta; Magnoliopsida; Malpighiales; Euphorbiaceae
Product: ethylene-responsive transcription factor WIN1
Exons: 2
Coding region: 122-691 (189 amino acids)
Biological process (GO): regulation of DNA-templated transcription
Molecular function (GO): DNA-binding transcription factor activity; DNA binding
Source: RefSeq, a predicted model, not a curated record
GGUCAGUCUCUUGUAUUUUUUUACCCUACAACUUCAACAUUAAACUUUCCCUUCCCUUUCUCUUUUUCUGUGUCUGUCCUAAGAGAAAGAUACACUAGUCAGAGUGAUCAGAGACAACAAUAUGGUACAGUCAAAGAAGUUCAGAGGUGUCAGGCAACGCCAUUGGGGCUCCUGGGUCUCCGAGAUUCGUCACCCUUUACUGAAAAGAAGGGUGUGGCUUGGAACAUUUGAGACAGCUGAAGAGGCAGCUAGAGCAUACGAUCAGGCAGCUGUUUUGAUGAGCGGUCGUAAUGCGAAAACAAACUUUCCUGUUUCUACUAAUCAAGAAGGCAGUAAUAGCGAGAAAUUUUCCACCUCCUUAUCAUCGUCAGCUUCAUCGCCUAGUGCACUGUCUUCUAUACUUAGUGCUAAACUUCGCAAGUGUUGCAAAUCUCCAUCUCCUUCUCUAACUUGCUUAAGGCUUGACACUGAGAACUGUCAUAUUGGAGUAUGGCAAAAGCGGGCAGGAUCACGACCCGAUUCGAAUUGGGUUAUGAUUGUUGAGCUUGGAAAGAAGGGUGGACAAGCACCGGAGCCUAAAUUGCCUAGUGUGGCGGCACCAGAAAUAGCGCAAGAAGGUGAUGGUGAGGGUUUAGAUGACGAGCAGAGGAUUGCAUUGCAGAUGAUUGAAGAACUACUCAAUAGGAACUGAGCUAUAGAGUAGCACUUUAUUUUGAUCUUGAUCACAUUAUUGACAUGGAGCUCAUCAAGGAAACUCCAUGUGCAAAGUUGCUGUCAAUCGCAUUAUGUUUGUUCCAUUGUUUUAAGUUCAGGAUAGUAUUAUUAUUAGUUGUCUACAUAUAUAUGUUUUGAUUAUGACCUCCAUAUAUAUACAUUUUUUACUUUGUAUAA